Messenger RNA from Xenopus laevis (African clawed frog), 6334 nucleotides. RefSeq names its product transient receptor potential cation channel subfamily M member 1-like (gene trpm1.L). The transcript is spliced from 27 exons. The coding region runs from base 618 to 5306 and encodes 1562 amino acids. NCBI's taxonomy places the organism in Eukaryota, Metazoa, Chordata, Amphibia, Anura, Pipidae. The record is from RefSeq and is a predicted model, not a curated record.
UUCCAGUUCCUUCUCUGUAGUCACACAGUAACAGUAGGUUUAACAAAUUGGAGAUUUGGGCAUUAUCAAAGUAGAUUUGUUGUGCCUUGUUCCACCACGGGAUGAAAAUACCCUCAGGGCAGGGAGAUUGAUCAUGGGACUGCAAAAGGAUUACCUUCAAAAGGCAGUCAUGAGAUUGGCUUGAACAAAGAGACUGCUCACAUGCUUAUCAUAUGAGAUUCUCUUCUUAAAGUGCUGGCACCCCAUCUCCUCAGGGAGUCUAACCACCUCCUAGCAGAGCACUGAGGAGGCAAGACAGCAAUCUAGCUCCCUGUCAAGCAACUCAACCGCUCAGGACAUCUAAGGGUCAAAAGGCUUGGAUAGAAAAAACAUUUUCAAAGCGAGAAUGCAUCUACGUACUUGCCAACAGCAAAGACAUCGACAGGUGUUGCUGUGGCCAGCUACUUACGCAACAUAUCCCAGUUCCUCAAAAUGCUACGGGUAACAAGAAUGGAGAAGAGUGCAAGCAGCUGGAAGCAGUGCCUGAAAAAUGGUCAAUCAGUAAACACACUCAGCUAAGCCCUACAGAUGCUUUUGGAAUUCUGGAGUUCCAGGGGGGCGGGCACUCCAACAAGGCCAUGUAUAUUCGUGUGUCCUAUGACACAAAGCCUGACUCUUUGCUUCAGCUCAUGGUAAAAGAAUGGCAGCUGGAACUUCCAAAGCUUCUAAUCUCAGUACAUGGAGGGCUUCAAAAUUUUGAAAUGCAGCCCAAACUAAAGCAGGUCUUUGGGAAAGGUCUAAUCAAAGCUGCCAUGACUACUGGGGCCUGGAUAUUUACUGGAGGAGUAAGUACAGGAGUUAUACGCCAUGUUGGAGAUGCCUUGAAAGACCAUUCUUCUAAAUCCAGGGGAAGAAUAUGUGCCAUAGGAAUUGCACCGUGGGGGAUUGUAGAAAACAAGGAGGACCUUAUUGGAAAAGAUGUAACAAAACCUUACCAAACAAUGUCAAACCCCCUUAGUAAACUUUCUGUGCUAAACAGCAGUCAUACUCAUUUCAUCCUAGCUGAUAAUGGGACAUUAGGGAAGUAUGGAGCAGAAGUGAAAUUACGGCGCCAGCUAGAGAAGCACAUUUCUCUCCAGAAAAUCAAUACACGUCUAGGCCAAGGUGUACCUGUGGUUGCUCUCAUUGUGGAAGGAGGUCCUAAUGUCAUCACAAUAGUACUGGAAUGUUUACGGGAAGAACCUCCUGUCCCUGUGGUGAUUUGUGAUGGUAGUGGCCGAGCCUCGGAUAUAAUGUCUUUUGCACAUAAGUAUUCUGAGGAAGGAGGAAUAAUUACUGAAUCUCUCCGUGACCAGCUUCUCGUUACCAUUCAGAAAACCUUUAACUACAGUCGCAACCAGGCUCACCAACUGUUAGUGGUUCUGAUGGAGUGCAUGAAGAAGAAGGAACUGAUCACUGUGUUUCGUAUGGGAUCAGAGGGUCAGCAGGAUAUUGAAAUGGCCAUUCUAACAGCUCUCCUAAAAGGAACAAAUGCAUCUGCUCCAGACCAGUUAAGCUUGGCAUUGGCCUGGAAUCGUGUUGACAUUGCUCGGAGUCAGAUUUUCGUGUUUGGACAUCACUGGCCACCCUUAGGAAGCCUUACAGCAGCUGAUGGGACAACCAAGGAUAAAGAGAAGAAAUCACCUGCUGCCCAACCUAAAGCAGCACGAGGAAAGGGCAAAGGUAAAAGGAAAGGCAAGGGCAAAGAAGAGCCAGAGGAAGAAACGGAUCCAAGGAAGAUCGAACUACUUAAUUGGGUCAGUUCCUUAGAACAAGCCAUGAUGGAUGCCCUAGUCCUUGAUAGGGUCGAUUUUGUUAAGCUUUUGAUUGAAAAUGGAGUCAACAUGCAGCAUUUUCUAACUAUCCCUCGCCUAGAAGAACUUUACAACACAAGGUUGGGGCCCCCAAAUACUCUGCAUUGUCUUGUCAGAGAUGUUAAAAAGGGUAAUCUUCCACCUGAUUAUCAUGUCAGCUUGAUUGAUAUUGGUCUUGUGCUUGAAUACCUCAUGGGUGGAGCUUACCGCUGUCACUAUACAAGAAAAACCUUCCGAACGCUUUACAAUAACUUAUUUGGACCAAAGAGAAAGGUGCUGUUCUACUGUAACCAGAUGUGGUUUUUUUUCCUGCAGCCGAAAGCUCUUAAGCUUUUAGGAAUGGAGGACGAUGAGCCUCCUACUAAAGGGAAAAGAAAAAAGAAGAAAAAGGAAGAAGAAAUUGACAUUGAUGUCGAUGAUCCUGAGGUUAGCCGGUUCAAGUACCCAUUUCACGAGCUGAUGGUGUGGGCUGUGCUCAUGAAAAGGCAAAAGAUGUCUCUGUUUCUCUGGCAACGAGGGGAGGAAACUAUGGCUAAAGCACUUGUGGCAUGCAAGCUAUACAAAUCUAUGGCACAUGAAUGCUCAGAGAGUGAACUUGUAGAUGACAUCUCCCAGGAUUUAGACAACAACUCAAAGGAUUUUGGUCAGUUGGCUGUGGAGUUGUUGGAUCAGUCUUACAAACACGAUGAGCAGGUUGCCAUGAAACUCUUAACCUAUGAGCUAAAGAACUGGAGCAACUCUACCUGUCUAAAGCUCGCAGUGGCUGCCAAACACCGAGACUUUAUCGCACACACAUGCAGCCAGAUGUUACUUACUGAUAUGUGGAUGGGACGUCUUCGCAUGAGGAAAAAUCCAGGCCUUAAAGUAAUCAUGGGGAUUCUUUUCCCACCGACCAUCCUGUUUCUUGAGUUCCGAUCCCAGGAUGAUCUUUCAUUUCAUACAUCCAAAGAAUAUGAAGAAGGCAAGGAAAAAGAAGAUGAAAACAUGGAUGGAAAUGCCGAUACAACCUCUAGAAAAGGAGAUGAAGAAAAUGGCAAUAUAAAGCAGAAAAGUAUCCCAAUAGGCACCAAGAUUUAUGAGUUCUACAAUGCACCAUUUGUCAAGUUCUGGUUCUACACUAUUUCAUACUUGGCAUACUUAAUGUUAUUUAACUAUGUCAUCCUGGUGAAGAUGGAAAGGUGGCCUUCAGUCCAGGAAUGGGUAGUCAUUUCCUAUAUUGUGACACUUGCACUGGAAAAAGUUAGAGAGAUUCUAAUGUCGGAGCCAGGAAAGCUGAGCCAGAAAGUGAAAGUCUGGCUCGAGGAAUAUUGGAAUAUUACUGAUCUUGUGGCCAUUUCUGUAUUUCUAAUUGGAGCUAUUCUGCGACUGCAAAAUCAGCCGUAUAUGGGAUAUGGGAGAGUCAUUUACUGUGUAGAUAUCAUCUUUUGGUAUAUUCGUGUAUUGGAUAUCUUUGGUGUCAACAAAUACCUGGGACCCUAUGUCAUGAUGAUUGGCAAAAUGAUGAUUGACAUGCUGUACUUUGUGAUCAUUAUGCUGGUGGUACUGAUGAGCUUUGGUGUAGCGCGUCAGGCAAUCCUGCACCCAGAUGAAGAGCCAUCGUGGAGACUUGCCCGGAACAUCUUUUACACGCCUUAUUGGAUGAUCUACGGAGAAGUGUUUGCAGACCAGAUAGACCUUUAUGCAAUGGAGAUUAAUCCACCCUGUGGUGAUAAUCUAUAUGAUGAGGAUGGAAAACGCCUUCCCCCAUGUAUCCCUGGAGCAUGGUUAACUCCAGCACUCAUGGCAUGUUAUCUUUUGGUAGCAAAUAUUCUUCUAGUAAACUUACUGAUAGCAGUGUUCAACAAUACAUUUUCUGAAAUAAAGUCAAUUUCAAACCAAGUGUGGAAAUUCCAGCGUUAUCAGCUAAUCAUGACCUUUAAUGACCGCCCAGUUCUGCCACCUCCCAUGAUAAUCUUCAGCCACCUCUAUAUCAUUUUGAAGCGUGUUUGCUGUCGGUGCAAGAAGAUACAGGAAGGGGAUCAGGAUGAACGUGACAGAGGCCUGAAGUUGUUUCUAAAUGAUGAAGAACUGAAGAAACUGUAUGAAUUUGAGGAACAAUGUGUUGAGGAAUAUUUCCAGGAGAAAGAAGAUGAACAGCAGUCUUCCAAUGAUGAACGGAUCAGAGUCACUUCAGAAAGAGUUGAAAAUAUGUCCAUGAGGUUAGAAGAAGUCAAUGAAAGGGAGCACUUCAUGAAAGCUUCUCUGCAAACUGUAGAUCUUCGACUCUCUCAACUAGAAGAGCUUUCAGGGAGAAUGGUAAAUGCUCUGGAGAAACUUGCUGGUAUUGAUAAGUCAGAGCUGAUUAACGAACGCUCUCGUGCAUCCUCUGUGUGCGAUGCAGCUUAUCUCCUGCGGCAAGGCAGUGUGAACAGCUCCGAUGGCAACAGCAUUUACAAAUACCAUGUAGAAGCAGAUGAAGUGACAUGUGAUGACAGCACAGGUUCAGUUUCACCAGCUUUGGGGUUACGUAGAAAAGCCAAUUCAUUUGGGAUGAGGACAGAGAAAGGAGAACAAGAUAAUAAGGCACAGUUGGUACCACACCAGGCAAGUCUCCGUUAUGCUUCAAGCACUAAUCCAGUAGCAACAAAGGAUGCCAAUAAAGUCACCUUAGGAAUUGUUUCCAAAAGUACAAGACCAAUUUCUUGCAUAGAUAUUUGGAUUCCAGAGUGUGAUAAGAAGGAAACAAAUAGUGAAAUUCCAAGUAUCCAGUAUUUAAGCCAAACAGAUACUGUUACAAAUGGUCAGUCAGGAGCCGAAGCAACAGCCGUUUCUGAAUCAGAAUUUGCUAACUCUCAUUUCACUGUAGAAAGAACAAAGUUAGAAGCAACUAUUUCAUUUCCCCUGGAGAGAUCUAAAGCUAUGAAAUAUUAUGCAGGUCAGUCCUUUAAUACCUGCCAAACUACCAUGACUAAAUCUAGAAGUUUUGUCUUUACCCAAGGUGUAAAACUGAUGGGUGGUGUCAACAAUUGGACAGAAUACAGUGCAGUCAUGGAUCAAAUGUGUCCUACAUCACUGGAAGAGUGGGCUGACCGGUGGAAUUACCAAGGAGACUCUUCAAAAAAGUUGAGUCCCGAGCUUACAAAUGUCAUAUCAGAUGCUGAGAUCCAAGCAGAAUUAAAGUCUUUAUUAACAGACACUGAAGAGGACAGUGAUAUUGGAGAAACGGGAAACAGUGCCUCACAUCCUUGUACACCUUUUCCUGAAAGGACAGAAUCUAAAAACUUACUGUCUGUGCAAUUAGACAGGACUUGUGGAUUUGCUUCCCCAAGGUCAAAAAGUUUACAUAGCCACACAGGAAAGUCCCGGUUCUUAAUAGAUAAACUAGAGAGACCUGGUCAUGCCAGUAGUGUUAUGAACAUUGUGGUGGCAUGCGGUAGUGUAGCAGAGGACACAAAAACUGAACAAGAAAAUGUCUCCGCAGAAACAGAAUGUUGAUAUUGGCACAUCAUAGUUUAGCCAUUUACCUUACAAAAACACUAAAUAAAUGUGUCCCCAUAAAAAUAUCAAUUCCAGUUAAACAGCCCUUGAGAUGAAAACCCAGUUAAUACUUGCAUGUGGAGGGCAUCAUGCUUUCAGUUAUGCCACCUAGGCUCCUUAGUGAAGCCAGAUUAGGUGAUUUAAUUGUUUUCCAGUUUUCACCUAUUUUCAUUCAGCCUCAGUGGUCCAAUGGUCUUCUCUGUACCCCCUACCCAUAUACCGUAUUUAGAUGUAGUUUUCUUCUCAUUAGAGGGUCACAUCAUGUGCCAUAAGGAUAAAAUGAUACCACUGAAAGAGGGCUGCAACAGGAGAAUGAUAAGAAUACUUUUAUGCCUUGAAAACAUGAUUAAUGUGUAUUAGUAGUCAGAACAUCCCACAAUAGACAGAAAAACACUAUAUUGAAAAUACUCUACUGAACAGCACAGAUCCAAAUUCUAUUAGAACUGCCUCUAUUCGCAAAAAUAGACACAUUAUAGUGGUCUGCGCAACAAUGUUUUUGGCUCCACAUGGCCUUUGUAAUACUUUAUGUAUAAAGGUGAUCUGGAUCUGUGCUCUUCAAUAUUGUGUUUUUCAUGAAGUGUGGUUGCCCCAGUCUGGCUUAUCGGCUUGCCUUCUGUUCUUCUCCUUGACCACUAUUAAUUUAUGUAGUAUAUAAGAACUAUGGCAUUCUCUCUUAUUCUGAUCCCAGCCAUGGCCCAUCUCAUUUAUAAGAAUUUUAAGUAUCUUGACUUUAGGCAUGCCAAACUUAUAACAUCACUCUAAAAAAUGGUGUUGCAUAAGCACAAUUAAUAUCUCUUCCAAUAUUUUUCCAAUCUUAUUUAUAAUAAGAUUAUAAUAACAGUAUUAUGGUGACUCUGACAAGCACAUUUUAGCCUAUGCACUCUUUCCAUCUCUACAACACCACUGUUCUUCUUCUCUGUCUCUUUAUAGAACUAUUUGUCUUUCCAAAAUAAGGUGCUAAAUUUUGUAAAAUAAAAUAACUUUUU